Phycomyces blakesleeanus NRRL 1555(-) is the source of this 1458-nucleotide messenger RNA. RefSeq lists its product as hypothetical. The record is from RefSeq and is a predicted model, not a curated record. Gene Ontology annotation, cellular component: nuclear origin of replication recognition complex; nucleus. Gene Ontology annotation, molecular function: DNA replication origin binding. Bases 1 to 1458 code for a protein of 485 amino acids. The transcript has 7 exons. Lineage: Eukaryota; Fungi; Mucoromycota; Mucoromycetes; Mucorales; Phycomycetaceae. Gene Ontology annotation, biological process: DNA replication initiation; DNA replication.
AUGACUUUUGUGCCACGUCUUUUAUGCCCCGUCUGCCACUGCUUCCUUUGGGGACCUCGGCGGCGUCAAGUCAAGGGGACUGCGUUCCUUGUAUACACCAUGACCACCAAACGAUCGAGUGACAAUAAUGCUUCUUGUUCAAAGAAAGUUCGUUUUGAUAUUCCAUUAAUCCCUAUCGAUGCAGAAACUGCCAGCGUACGUCACGAGCUCUUAUCGCGUCUAUCAGAAAUCACCCCUGGACGCCUUCAUGGUCUUCAACAACAGUACGAUCAGCUGUAUCAACUUUUACAUCAGACCACUACUACAGGUGAAAGCAAUUCAUGUUUGCUGAUCGGAAACAGAGGAACUGGAAAAUCAAUGCUAGUGCGAUCCGUAUUGGAUGACCUGGCUAAACUUCAAGACGAUCCAAAUUUCUGUGUCGUUCGUCUAAAUGGAAUGACCGCCACCACUGAUCGCCUUGCCCUUAAUGAAAUCGCACGUCAAUUAGCUACUCAGCAAAGAAACCAAGAAGGAUCUGCACCCGAUCGAUCAUUUUCUUCAUUUUCAGAAUCCUUUGAGUAUAUCUUGUCUCUGCUUAAGGCAGGCAACAAAAAGACUUUGCCAGUUAUCUUUAUUCUCGAUGAAUUCGAUUUGUUUGCGCUUCAUCCCAAACAGACUUUACUAUACAAUCUGCUGGAUACUGUUCAAAGUGCACAAAGUCCAUUAGCUGUGAUUGGUCUCAGUUGUCGACUAGACGCAUUAGAACUGCUUGAAAAACGUGUCAAAUCGAGAUUCUCCCACAGACAAAUUUACUUGUUUCCACCAGCAACAUUUGGGCAAUUCGUAGAUGCAGCCAAGGAUAAUUUAAGGGUCUUUACAGAAGGACAUGCAGAAAACAGUUAUAGAGCACGAUUUAACAAAUCUGUUGAAACAUUAUUCGAGGAAUCUACUAUCACAAGUUUGCUGCGUCGUAUAUUUGAUCUUUCUAAAGAUCUUAGAAUGUUUUAUAAAAUUUGUUUUGAGCCAGUUUCUUUAUUGAGCCGUGAUCAGCCUUUCUUGACAACAAUAUCGUUUCAUCAAGCCAAUUUGGCGCAGCGGGCAGAUUCCAAAUCAGAAAUGCUUAAAGGUGUAUCCUUAUUGGAACUUGUAUUAAUUAUCAGUAUGAAGAAAUUGAUGGAGAAAGAUAUUGAUGCAUUCAAUUUUCAAAUGGUUUAUGAUGAAUAUAAAGAGUUCAUGAGUCGGACUCAAGUACGUGGAUUAGGAUUUGGUAUGAAGCUUUACAAAAAACCGGUUGCUCUCAAGGCAUUUGAAAACCUCCAGAGUUUUGAGCUGGUUUGUCCUACUGAUAUUGUUGCAAAAUGCCCGAAGGAAUACCGAAUGACAAAGCUUAUGUUGGAAGAGUCCCAGGUGGUUGAAACAGUAUUGAAAUACAAGGAUUGUCCUUCUAUUGUGUACAAGUGGGGAACAGGUGCUGCAUAA